CUGCACUGUAAGCCAUCCACUAUCAGGAUGCGGAUCGUUUACUGUAACGCGCUGUUCGCGCUUCUACUCCUCCAGGCCAGCGUCAUCAUCGAGGCAAGGGAUUGCGUGCUCUGCAAUAUUCUACAACACGGGAAGGAGCGGCUCGCAAAUAUUCCUCGAAUAUCUGCCAACCUCAGCAUCAAUGGGGGGCUUCACAUUUCCGGAGGACUCGAGUCACAGUCCUCCAACCAGCCCCAAGCCAUCCAAUUUCCUGCACGGGAAAUCCAAUAUCCAAGUUUACAGCGGUCAGCUCAGCGCUCGCUUCAAGUAGAGGCCAAGAUUGAAAUUAGACACUUCACUGAGGCCGACAUUGAAAUCGAUGCGAAGCUUAAGACGGUUGAGCUCAUCAAAAAGUAUGGAUUCCCAGUAGAGACCCACUUCGUGACCACUGAGGAUGGCUACAAGCUGUGUCUGCACCGCAUGCCUCGUCCGGGUGCUCAACCCAUUUUGCUAGUCCAUGGCCUCAUGUCCAGCUCAGCUGCCUUUGUGAUGUUGGGGCCGUCAAAUGGGUUAGCCUACAUCCUGUAUCUGCAGGGCUACGAUGUCUGGAUGCUGAACACGCGCGGAAAUAUUUACUCCAUGGAGCACACAAAGAAGUUUAUCAGCAUGAAGGACUACUGGGACUUCUCCUUCCAUGACAUUGGUGUUAAAGAUCUGCCACCGUCCAUCGACUUGAUCCUGGAGCGCACGAACUACCAGCAGAUUCAGUACAUUGGCCACUCCCAGGGAUCGACCGUGUUCUUUGUAAUGUGCAGCGAACUGCCUAGCUACUCCAGCAAAGUAAUCAUCAUGCAGGCCCUCUCCCCGCCGGUGUUCAUGAAGGAGACUCGCAGUCCAGUGCUCAAGUUUAUGAGCUUUUUCAAGGGAUCUCUGGCGGUACUAUUCCAACAACUAGGAGGCUACGCUGUCUCCCUUACCACAAAGCUCAUCGACAAGUUUAGGCACCACAUCUGCCCGGCCAACAGGCUCACGAGUAAAAUUUGCGGAAUGUUUGACUUUGUUCUAUGUGGCUUCAAUUGGUUAAGCUUUAAUAUGACUCUGACUCCAAUCAUCAUUGGUCACGGUUCCCAGGGAUCCGCCACCAAGCUGAUCCACCACUAUGCCCAGCUGCACACGAAGCUCUUGCUCCACUUCCGUCGCUACGAUUACGGUCCGACCAUAAACCUCAUUCGCUACAAAUCCCUUUCCCCACCAUCCUAUAACCUGUCGCAGACGCAGUGCAAGGUUGUACUGCAUCAUGGGGAAGACGAUUGGCUGGCAUCUGGCUCGGACGUCGAAAAACUUCAGGAACGUUUGCCCAACUGCAUCGAGAGUCGGAAAGUGGAAUUCAAGAGCUUUUCACACUUCGACUUUAUCAUAUCAAAGGAUGUGCGGUCCCUGGUCUACGAUCGUGUUGUAAACGUGGUUGUCACCAACAAAAUUGAGCGAAUUGAGCCAAAAACACGGCAGUGGAGUCAAGUGCAAUCACCGAAUCAGAUCAGUUAUCAGGGCGAUAAAGCUCAAAACACUCUAAGAUAUCCCGACUCAGACAGCUCAGUUCAGCACACGAUUCAUAUAAGGCGCCAGGGAGAUUUGCAGCUGGGAACUAAUUCGAAUAAGCAGAUUCAAUAUCAGAGACAAGCCCAACUUGAAAUAUCUAGAAACUCCCAUAAUCCAAUAAUGCAAAGCCAAAAUAGACCGCAGUGGAGGCAAGUGCAUUCAGAUAAUCAGAUCAGUUUGGAUGGCGAUGAAGCUCAAAACCCUCAAGGAUAUCCCGAGUCAGACACGCCGGUUCAGCACACAAUUCACAUCAAGCGCCAGGGAGAUUUGCAGCUGGGAACAUCCUUCCAACCAUCUUCGAAUAAGCAGAUUCAAUAUCAGAGACAAGGCCAACUUGAAAUAUCUAGAGACUCCUCCUAUAAUCCUAUAAUUCAAAGCCAAAAUAUUCCGCAGUGGAGUCAAGGUCAAGUUGUAAACGUUCAACCAUUUCCUAACCCAGACAAUUCGGUUCAGAACUCGAUUCACAUAAAGCGCCAGGGAGAUUUGCAGCUGGGAACAUCCUUCCAACCAUCUUCGAAUAAGCAGAUUAAAUAUCAGAGACAAGGCCAACUUGAAAUAUCAAAAGGCUCCUAUAAUCCAAGCCAAAAUAUACCGCAGUGGAGUCAAGGUCAAGUUGUAAACGUUCAACCAUUUCCUAACCCAGACAGUUCGGUUCAGAACUCGAUUCAUAUAAAGCGCCAGGGAGAUUUGCAGCUGGGAACAUCCUUCCAACCAUCUUCGAAUAAGCAGAUUCAAUAUCAGAGACAAGGCCACCUUGAAAUAUCUAGAGACUCCUCCUAUAAUCCCAUAAUUCAAAGCCAAAAUAUACCGCAGUGGAGUCAAGGUCAAGUUCAAGACAUUCAACCAAAUCGUAACACAGACAAUUCGGUUCAGAACUCGAUUCAAAUAGAGAAACCGAUUCAAAUUAAUCACUUCACUGAGGCUGACAUUGAAACCGAUGGGAAGCUUGAUACGGUUGAGCUCAUCAAAAAGUAUGGAUUUCCUGUGGAGACCCACUUCGUGACCACUGAAGAUGGCUACAAGCUGUGCCUGCACCGCAUGCCGCGACCAGGUGCUCAGCCCAUUUUGCUGGUCCAUGGCCUCAUGUCCAGCUCAGCUGCCUGGGUGAUGUUGGGCCCGUCAAAUGGGUUAGCCUACAUCCUGUAUCUGCAGGGCUACGAUGUCUGGAUGCUGAACACGCGCGGAAAUAUUUACUCCAGGGAACAUACGAACAAGUUUAUCAGUAUGAUGGACUACUGGGACUUCUCCUUCCAUGACAUUGGUGUUAAAGAUCUGCCACCGUCCAUCGACUUGAUCCUGGAGCGCACGAACUACCAGCAGAUUCAGUACAUUGGCCACUCCCAGGGAUCGACCGUGUUCUUUGUAAUGUGCAGCGAACUGCCUAGCUACUCCAGCAAAGUAAUCAUCAUGCAGGCCCUCUCCCCGUCGGUGUUCAUGAAGGACACUCGCAGUCCAGUGCUCAAGUUUAUGGGCUUUUUCAGGGGACCUCUCACGAUGCUGCUUGUAAGACUAGGAGGCUACGCUGUCUCCAUUACCACAAAGCUCAUCCAGCAGUUUAGGCACCACAUCUGCCCGGCCAACAAGAUCACGAGUCAAAUUUGCGGAGUGUUUGACUUUGUCCUAUGCGGCUUCAAUUGGUUUGGCUUUAAUAUGACUCUGACUCCCAUCAUCGUUGGUCACUCUUCCCAGGGAUCCUCCACCAAGCAGAUCCACCACUAUGCCCAGCUGCAGAAGAAGCUCAACUUCCGUCGCUACGACCUCGGUCCGACUAGAAACCUCAUUCGCUACAAAUCCCUUUCCCCACCAUCCUAUAACCUGUCGCAGACGCAGUGCAAGGUUGUACUGCAUCAUGGAGAAGACGAUUGGCUGUCAUCUGGCUCGGACGUCGCCAAUCUGCAGGAACGUUUGCCCAACUGCAUCGAGAGUCGGAAAGUGGAACUCAAGUUCUUUACGCACUUUGACUUUAUCAUAUCUAAGGAUGUGCGGCCCCUGGUCUACGAUCGUGUUGUAAACUUGGCUGUCACCAACAAAUAAGGUUUUGUGGGA
Molecule: messenger RNA, 3624 nt
Organism: Drosophila subobscura
Lineage: Eukaryota; Metazoa; Arthropoda; Insecta; Diptera; Drosophilidae
Product: lipase 1-like
Exons: 7
Coding region: 28-3612 (1194 amino acids)
Biological process (GO): lipid metabolic process
Source: RefSeq, a predicted model, not a curated record